Molecule: messenger RNA, 2772 nt
Organism: Haemonchus placei
Lineage: Eukaryota; Metazoa; Nematoda; Chromadorea; Rhabditida; Trichostrongylidae
Source: the annotation of a GenBank genome assembly
AUGCAUACCAUAACAUGGUGUGUCACUAAAUCUGAUAAUGUUCAAGGAUUGUCAACGAUGGCGGAAGUCGUACCGCCAACGUCACUUGGUUCGUCUAACGGAUCUCCCGACUCACCAUUAAUUAGUGGCGAAUCAGUCCCAAAGGAAGUUGCUCAACUUGCUGAAAAGUAUCAGUUUUCGAUUAAGGAUGAGCGAAGUAUUCAAAAAGAGGUAAUUGAAUUGAAGAAAAUCAUACGAUCAGCAGUGAAGAAGCAAAUGAGAAUCAAAGCCGGAUAUGUCCAAAUGCAGAAGGCAACAAAUGGAAAGAAGCAGUUGGAUUAUUUAAAGAGAGAGGUUCGAGAUCUCAGCGAUCAGAUUAGUGACAUGCAAGACGAUCUUCAAAUUCUCGAUGUCUAUGAUACGGGUGCUUUUGGUCGGUUAAAUUUAUUAUCAUUUGGCUUAAGUUUUGAUCCAAUUGAUUUGCUAUCUAGGAAAUUCGAUGAGAGGCUAAUAUAUGAUGAAGAGUCAAGGUGCGAUGAACCAAUUUUGGGAGCUACUGGAGCUCCUCUUGAUUUAGCAAGUGAUGUUGAUGUGAAUGAGCGAAGAACUCAUCAUGCCAUUGAAAACUCGAGGCUUUCUGCCCUGCAGUAUGGGAUCAAUCCUUGCUAUUACAAGUACUUUCAGAAAGAUCUUGCCAAGGAAAUGAAGGUGAAAGAUGGUUUGGAGAAGUUUAUGUCAUCCAACACGUCUGCAAGUAGAAGGUAUUUGGAAGAUUCCAGAAACAUGCUCGACGACAGCAAAGCAAAAAUUGCUCUAUUACGUAUGCAAAUAGAGAAGAUUGCACAUCAAGGGCAUGAUAUUCAUUCAAGCAAUGGUAGUGAAGCAAAAUCGCAGUUGGAUAUCGUCAUAGAUGAUCUCCUGUUCCGUUUAUGGAAAGAAGCAGCGAUCAUCGAGGGUGCGAAAAAUAUGGUUAAAAUACUUCGUGCUCAAAGAAAAACUGAUCACCGGAGCCUAAACGAUGCUCAGCAAACACUUAUUCUUUCCGAAGAAAAACUUGAUCUCAUUCUUAUGGCGCUGAGGAAAUACAUUGAACAACUGCCACCUGAGUCCACUCGUCGUAAAGAGUUGCUAAAUGAAAUGGAGGAGACUCGUAUGCCAUCUUCAUCACCUCAUGGACGUUUUGCUGAUCGCCGUUUCAGCCCUCCUGGAUCAGCCCCCAGCAGCCCUCCUUCUGAAGCAUCAUCGAAGACGGCUAGUCUUCCACGAAGCUUGUAUUCCCGGCGACUGAGUACCCUGCCACCGUCACUGGCUGUGAGUGGACGAUUAGAGAUAAGACUGAUAGGGUGCCAGAACUUGGUCAGUGAAGUCCCUGGGCGUCUCCCUCGUGCUGAAGCUUUAGGAGCGACUGCUUCAAGUUCUUUGACAACCGAAACCACAAAAAGCAGUAAAAUUCGGACAUCUUCCACACGCAGUCACAGCACUGUUACACGACAGUCUGACGAAGUCAUAGCUCUCCUGCGAGUGGAUAGUCGGAUCGUUGGACAUACUGAAGCUCGACCGCUCAGCCAGCAGGCAUGGGAUCAGCGAUUUAGCGUAGAUCUAGAUAGGUCGAAGGAGCUGGAAAUAGAAGUGUUUUAUCGUGAUUCACGAUCCAUGUGCGCUUUCACAGCUGUGAAACUGGGAAAUUUCGUUGAGCCGACGGGUCAGGCUGGAAUGGUCCUUCAACUGGAGCCUCAUGGAGACUUAUUUGCAGAGUUCAAAUAUUUGAAUCCGGUGAUCAGUCGUAAACCGAAGCUCGAGCGGCAAAAGCGGUUGUUCAAAGUGAAAGAACGGAAAGAUAUGGCCGGUGUUAAGAAGCAGCUAGGAGUUCAUGCGUUAUCUCGAAUGCUGAAAGGUCGAGAAAAUGAGCCGGUUGUAGACUACGGAACUGCUGGCGUCCAACCAGGUUAUGGUUUUCCUUCAAAGACAUCUACUGUAUCAGCGUCCACUCGUGACGUGAUCAAAGAUCGCACCACUCCCUUUGCGGAUAGUGCUACUAGCAUGAAGGUCACCUAUAUUUCAUUAUUUGUUAGCUUCAUACUGCUUCAGGUCGCCUCUCGGGCUCGCCAUCCAUUCCUGGUGAACUUAUUCGGUUGCUUCCAAACUGCGGAGCAUGUAUUCUUUGUUAUGGAGUAUAGAGAUCUCAAGCUGGACAACCUGUUACUGGAUAAGGAUGGAUUUGUGAAAUUGGCAGAUUUCGGUUUGUGUAAAGAAGGCAUGGGACCUUCGGAUAAGACAAGUACCUUCUGUGGAACACCUGAAUUCCUAGCUCCUGAGGUUCUAACCGAAUCAUCGUAUACGCGAGCUAUCGAUUGGUGGGGCCUGGGCGUGUUGAUUUUCGAGAUGCUGGUUGGAGAACCACCAUUCAGUGGCGAUGAUGAAGAAGAAAUUUUCGAUAGCAUUGUUAAUGACGAAGUUCGAUACCCGAGAUUCCUUUCCAUCGAAAGCAUUUCAAUCAUGCGCCGAUUGAUGAGGAAGAAUCCGGAUAAGAGAUUGGGUGCAGGUGAAAAGGACGCCGAGGAAGUGAAAAUGCAGCGCUUUUUCAAACAUAUUGACUGGCAGUGGGAUCGUCUCCUUCGUAAGGAAAUAACGCCAAAAUUCAUUCCUCAAAUAAAAAAUCCUGAGGAUGUCUCGAAUUUUGACGACGAAUUUACAAAAGAGAAACCACGAUUUUCAUCCGCAAAAGAUAAGCAUAUCAUCACGGAAGCAGAUCAGCAACUUUUUUCGAAUUUUGAUUUCUCUCUAGUAGUCUGA